AGUUUUUGAAGCGAUCCCCUCUAUGACUGCGCUGCAUGGCGUUGCCAGAGCCGCUGCCUUUGGGCUUUGUGACCCUGCGGCCGCGCUUGGGCGACGCCGGGCUGGCAGAGUUGGUGCUGCAGGCAGCUGAUCACCCGUUCACAGACGAUGGCGUCACAAAGAUGACGGAUUACAUCGACGAUUUUUUGAAGUAUGACCUUGUGAAGAAGGGCUUUUCCAUCGUCUACGAUUUGCGGAGCCUUCGAGUGCCCUCACUGUCACUGGUCAAGCAGCUGGCAGACUGGGGCCGCGACCCCGAGCGACAGCAGACCUUCCAGCGGAUGAACAAGAUCUGCAAGGUAGUUGUUUCUGAGGGCUGGCGCUUUGGCGUGGCCAAGCGCAUCCUCUCAGCGUUUUUCGCCAUGUGCCCUCCUGUGUGCGACACAUUCCUGCUGACAGCAGUCGACCAGAGCUCCAGCGAAGGUUUGUAUUUUGCACCGCCAGAGACAGGGAAGCUCGAUGAAGGAACCGCAUCAGGAGCGCCUCCAGAGCCGGAGAUUCAGCCAGGCAGUGAUGCCGUCGGCAAGGGUGGCAUGCUGCGGCGGCUCCUGCGGCAGCUGCUGGACUUCCUGGCCGAGCCCUCCGGCGCUCCUUUAGUCUAUGCGGCACACUUCUGUCCUUCGAUUUCUGGACCGCAUGCGUAACCUGCUUCGUUGCUGUGAGAGAUGGCCAAAGUUGCCUUCACAAAUUCACAGCGAGUCCGGCUUCCACAGGAAAACAUUUGGGUGUGGC
Molecule: messenger RNA, 771 nt
Organism: Effrenium voratum
Lineage: Eukaryota; Dinophyceae; Suessiales; Symbiodiniaceae
Source: the annotation of a GenBank genome assembly